This is a messenger RNA of Leptosomus discolor (cuckoo roller), 1550 nucleotides long. NCBI's taxonomy places the organism in Eukaryota, Metazoa, Chordata, Aves, Leptosomiformes, Leptosomidae. The record is from RefSeq and is a predicted model, not a curated record.
CGUCGAGCACCCCGGUGUCAGCUGCGAGGGGAAUGCCCUUACUAUUUCUGUCUCUGUCCUUCAGAUUCCCUGUCUGUGCAGCGGUGCCUCGUGUUUACUGUGCCGAUGUUGUCCCAACAGCAAGAAUUCAACAGUGACGCGUCUUAUCUAUGCCUUCCUCCUCCUCCUCAGUACUGUUCUUGCCUGCAUUAUGCUGGCACCAGGGAUGGAAGAGCAGCUGAAAAAGAUACCUGGAUUUUGUGAGGAGGGGCUUCAUACCCGGAUACCUCAUAUGGAUGGCUUUGUCAGCUGUGAUGUGUUUGUUGGAUACAGAGCUGUCUAUCGAAUCAGCUUUGCCAUGGCAAUGUUCUUCUUUCUCUUCUCUCUGCUCAUGAUAGCAGUAAAAACAAGUAAUGAUCCAAGAGCCUCGAUACACAACGGGUUCUGGUUCUUCAAAAUAGCUGCCAUUGUGGCUAUCAUGGUUGGAGCAUUUUACAUUCCUGAAGGGCCUUUCACAAGAGCUUGGUUCGUUAUUGGCAUUUGUGGAGCCUUCUGCUUCAUUCUAAUCCAGUUGGUGCUUCUAGUGGACUUUGCUCACUCCUGGAAUGAGAGCUGGGUUGACAGAAUGGAGGAGGGAAAUUCUAAAUGUUGGUAUGCAGCUCUGCUGUCCUGUACAAGCCUGUUCUAUGCCUUGUCGCUGGUUUUUGUUGUGCUCUUCUCUGUUUUCUACACGAAGCCUGAUGAAUGCACCGAGAACAAGUUCUUCAUAGGCAUUAAUACGAUCCUGUGCAUUGCUGUCUCCGUUGUUUCUGUCCUUCCAAAAGUUCAGGAACAUCAGCCUCACUCUGGCCUCCUCCAGUCCUCUGUUAUCACGCUCUACACCAUGUAUCUCACUUGGUCAGCCAUGUCCAAUGAGCCUGAACGAAGCUGUAACCCAAGUUUGCUGAACAUCAUUACCCAGAUAGCGACGCCCACAGUUGUUCCGGCAAACACCACUGUUGUACCUGCUACUCCAGCUCCGCCCAAGUCCCUGCAGUGGUGGGACGCCCAGAGCGUUGUUGGAUUAGUUAUCUUUGUCCUUUGCCUCUUAUAUUCCAGCAUUCGCUCUUCAAGUAACAGCCAGGUGAACAAGCUGACCCUGUCUGGCAGUGACACUGCCAUGCUGGAGGAGACUCUGGGAGCAGGCAGCGGGGCUGCAGAGGAAGGAGAAGUGCGCCGUGUCGUGGAUAAUGAGAAGGACGGCGUUCAGUACAGCUACACCUUCUUUCACUUCAUGCUCUUUCUUGCCUCUCUUUACAUCAUGAUGACACUCACCAACUGGUACAGCCCUGAUGCGGAUUUUAAGACAAUGACAAGCAAGUGGCCAGCCGUGUGGGUGAAGAUAACCUCCAGCUGGGUUUGUCUCCUCCUCUAUCUCUGGACCCUCGUGGCUCCUCUUGUCCUUACUAAUCGGGCCUUCAGUUAACUUGCUGCCCCUGAGCUUACAGAAGUGGGGAACUUUUUGCUGAAAGCCAAAACGCUCAUGUAUUGCUUUAGUUACACUAUGUUACUGGGUUUUAUAUCGAUAUUAA